Messenger RNA from Coccomyxa subellipsoidea C-169, 861 nucleotides. RefSeq lists its product as hypothetical. The transcript has 6 exons. Bases 1 to 861 code for a protein of 286 amino acids. Lineage: Eukaryota; Viridiplantae; Chlorophyta; Trebouxiophyceae; Coccomyxaceae. The record is from RefSeq and is a predicted model, not a curated record.
AUGGACCCUUGGGGGCAGGAGCCCUGCCCCCAACUGCUCUUCUCUCUAAUCACCCUUCUUCCUGGGACUACCUUGCCCAUAUAUGUCGGGCCUACGUCAGAGCAUGCAUGCCUCGUGUUACUGCCAGUCUUCCUCCUUGGCAUAGCCUGCCUGUCAGCAGCGCCAUUGGCUGGGUCGAGGAGUGGAUGGGGCUACUUCUACAAGGAGGGCAUGGACUCAAUCUAUCUGCGCGACCUCACACUGAGCAACUGGACGCAUUACAUUCAUAUCGGCUAUAAUGAGGAUAACUUCGAGUAUGGGAACACUACUCAGCUGGUCGGCGGCUACACAGCCGGCUACCUGUUACUCUCCUGCCUGACAGCGCUCGCUUAUCUAGGCCUGUGGCUGCGCUGCAUCGUCUUGAUCAGGCGGCAGGAGCGGGGGGACCCGGAGCGGGGGGAUCCGGUGCCGCCAGCGACGGGGGGACCCGGCCGGACCGGGACUGGGGGGACCGCGGGGCGGGAAUAUAAACGCGAAAGCCUGAUCCGGCCGCUGGGGCCGUGGCUCUGGCCUGUUGCCCUCGUGCACACUGUGCUUCUGGCGGUAUUGGUGAUAGCCUUCUUCCUGCUGAUGGACGCAACGACCGCAUACCAGACGACAUAUGUGGCGCCGGGAGAGGUGUGCCACGUGGCGCCAGCGUGGGCAUGGUGGUGUGCCAUGUCAGCAGUCUUCGCGUGGCUAACUGUCUCCUUCAUAGCGGGGAUAGAGGCGUUCCAGCAGGGCAGAGAGGACCCGUCAGAAGGCGUUGUCCUGCGCAGCCCGCAACCGCCGCGGCCGCCGCGCCAAUGCCCUAGCCGUACGACCCCCGGGUCGUUAGCGUAG